AUGGGAGAAAUGGAAGACAAAGAGAAAACAAAAGAAUAUAACAGUGAAUGUAAGCCACGUGUCGAGAAAGUGUACCCCGAUGGUGGUUGGGGUUGGGUCAUAGUAGCUGCCACUGGAAUAUCGAAU
This is a messenger RNA of Gryllus bimaculatus (two-spotted cricket), 126 nucleotides long. Lineage: Eukaryota; Metazoa; Arthropoda; Insecta; Orthoptera; Gryllidae. The record is from the annotation of a GenBank genome assembly.